AUGUCAGACGCCGAAAUCAUGGCAGCGAUUGGGAUGGAUCACCAACUCUGGGAGGACCGCCCCACAAUGCCAAAGACGAAGAAAUCAUUCAUGCAGAAGCUCACUGAGCGACACGAAGCACUCAAAUUCCAGUUGCGGUCGCCAAAAUUGGACGAAGUCAGCCAUGACGAAGAGCGCGCCCCAUCGCGAUCAUCCACCAGUUCAUCAUCACACAAAGACUUCUUCAAAUUAGCACCUGUUACCUGGACGCCAAAGACUGAUCGUAUCAAAAGCGAAUUUGCGAUUCUAUACGACGACAUUGCAGGCGACAACAAUCCGUCGCCGUCAUUUGUGCAGUCGCCUCUUAGCACACCAACCGAGAAUGACUCCAGAGCACACGACCAGGACAUCGCACGGACCCGACGGAAGGUCAACCGAGAAGCCUCAGCUAGCGACCUUUUUGCGACACGUCCUCUACACAGCUCAUAUAGCACUAUGUCCAUGAACUCAUCGCGUCUGUCAACUCCCACCACCACCCGACCUUCAUCACUCCAAACACGUGCGCGGAGUCUACCCAGCGAGAUGUCUGACGAGCAAAUGGACGCAUGGUUAGAGCAGCCAGAAGAUGCCGAGGUCCACCGACGACGCAAGCACUCCGCCAGCAGUGCACUCUCGGAUCACUCUCCGACGAUGAGUCAGCGCUACGUGCAGAGACGCAAGAUGACCAGCAAGGCCAUGGAAAGUUCAACCAGCCCUGUUUUCCACAAACCUAAUGCUUUCCUUUGUGAGCGCGACCUCCUCCAGAAAGAAUUCGAGCACAUGUUGGCCACGGCCAGCGCGAGCUCCACUUCCACGCCCGUGGUGCAGGAAGAGCGCAACUUGACCUUGACGGACAUGCCCGUGGAAAUUCUUCUCGAAGUCGCACGUUAUCUCGACACGCAAAGCGCUGCACGCUGUCGGCAGACUUGCAGAAAGUUCUGCGACACAGUUCCGGCGCCGUCGAAACCUCUUUCUCUGCAGAAGACUUGA
Parastagonospora nodorum SN15 is the source of this 1008-nucleotide messenger RNA. RefSeq lists its product as hypothetical. Gene Ontology annotation, molecular function: protein binding. Bases 1 to 1008 code for a protein of 335 amino acids. The record is from RefSeq and is a predicted model, not a curated record. The transcript has a single exon. Lineage: Eukaryota; Fungi; Ascomycota; Dothideomycetes; Pleosporales; Phaeosphaeriaceae.